UUCAAAAUUGUAUUUUUGAAAUAUUUAAAGUAGCAGUAAUAUUAGGAUACUAGUGCCUCUCUUGUAAUUCAUCAGUCACUCUUAUUGGAUGAAUUCAAGGUCAUUUUGUGUCUUGUGUGAAAUGGCUGGUAAAUUGGUGACAAAAAAUGAAUAAUGGUGUAAGAUGGAGGAAAAGAUCCAACAAAUGCUGAUGACACACCAAACGCAGCAAGUGGAAAUAACGCUUAUAUUUAGACCCUUUUGCAUAAUUAAAGUUAUUGAAUGAAAUAAAAAAUUACAAUCAAGUUAAAUCAACACCUCUGACCUGCUCAACAAAUGGGAAAAUGGGAAUUUACUGCAGGGGCAACAGCUUUUAACAAGGUGAGGUGGUUAUUUUUUCUCAUUCUGCAUGCAAUGAAAAUAAAAUGUCUGCUUUUUUUACGAGAGCAGCAAGUGGCAGUUAAAACUUUAUUGACAUUUGACUGUCGGCUGACGCCGUGUCACCUCUGCAAAUUUCCAUCCCAUAAAACAGCAGGCAUUUUCAGUUCAUUAGGUUUCCUCUUGCCACAGCUAAAGCGACUCAACCUGUUCCUUCCUCCCGUCUUAGACGCCCUUCCACCAGACUCAUUUCCUCCAGACGCAAGCGGAUUAUCUCGGCACAUGGAGUCGUGGAAUAUGACUGAUGUGCCAGCAAGGACAUUCUCUCCUCUGUCCAACUGCACCGUGGACACCAGCUACCGCUUCACCUUCUAUCAGGCGUCCUACGGGGUGAUCUUCGUGCUGGGGCUGGCCACCAACAGCCUGGCCCUGCGCCGACUGUGCGCCUCUCCGCGCACCAUGAACAGCACGGCCAUCUACAUGCUCAGCCUGUCGGCUGCCGACUUGUUUUUUAUAAUCUCUCUGCCCCUGAGAAUCUACUACUACCACCAAAAAGCCAGAGCCUUGUCGUCUGAGGCGGCGGACCCGCCCAGCUGGACAGGGGCCGGAUACUGCCACCUCACUUUCUUCCUCAAAUACAUCAGCUUGUACGGGGGCAUCUUCUUCCUGGUGUGCAUCGCGGUGGACCGCUACUUUGCGGUGGUGCACCCGCUGGCCUCGACCCUGCGCAGGCGGCGCGUUGCACGGCUGGUUAGCGGUGGGAGCUGGUGCCUGGUGCUGGGGCUCAGCGCGAGUCUGCCUCUGCUGCACUCGGCGGCCAGACGCCCACACCAGCCCUGUCUGCCGGACCCGUCCUCGCAGCGGCAACGCGCCAUCAUCCUGGCGGCCCUGGGCCUGGUCCAGGGGUCAUUCCUGCUGCCGACUGCGCUGCUUCUCUGCAGCUACAGCAGAGUGCUGGGCGUGCUGCGCCGGGCGAGGGGGCGCUCCCGCGGCCAGCGCCGCAGCCGGCGGCACACGCUCACCAUCAUCUACUGGGUGCUGGGCAUCUUCCUGCUGUGCUUCGUCCCCUAUCACAUCAACCUGCUGGGAUACACGCUGACGCACGUGGGGCUGCUGCAGCACUGCGGCCUGGCCAAGGUGACCAAGGCUGUGCACCCCGUGGUGUUAUCGCUAGCCAGCUGCAACUGCUGCCUCAACCCUCUCGUUUACUAUUUCUCCAGCAGCCUGGUGCACAGGGAGGCGCCCGGCAGCCAGUGACCGAGCGUUUGUUUCUUUAUCAUUAUCUCAAGGUCUCCACACGCCUGGUUUCAUUAUCAUUAUCUCAAGGUCUCCACACGCCUUUGUACAACAAAUUCCAUACAAUUGACAAGGACUUUGUAUAUGAAUAUACAGUAUCCCAUAAACCACUUCUUAGUGUAAAUAGGGUAUCGGUAUUUUUGCCAGGAGUUUGUUGGUUGGUUUAUUUUAGCGCUCCAGUCUGGGGUUCAGUACCAUGCACAUUGUCACUUAAUCAUUUGUUCAGUAUAAUAUGUCCGUAUGUGUUUGUGAAAUAUUUAAAUGCAAUAUUUUUUAUACAGAGUGAAUGUUGAAUUUGGGUGGAACCUACUGCCGGGAAGUAUUAUGCCUCUGUUAAUCUGACAAAAAUGAUUUUUUCUUUUCUUUUUUUUAGGGUUAGCAUGUGGAUUCCUGUGUACUGGUCAAAAACAUGUUUUGUAAUGUCAAAUAUACCGGUGACUUCCAAAAUGGAAUGAGUUCAUCCUUGAGUUUAAGUGAAUAUUUGUGGCAGAUUUAAAAAAAUGUUCCUUCCAGGCAUUACUGAGACAACGCGUUCCCGGGAAAUGACCCACCCUAAACAUAACACUUCCGUUCCCAGCAGUAGCAGGAGACCGAUAACAAUCAGAUAACAAUGCUGAUGAAACGUGAUUGAGUUCAUAUGUUGUUAUUGCAUGUAAAGUAUUCAAAUGAGGUAAUAAUACAUGCCAAUCUUUUCUUUCUUCUCAUCAGACAAUAAAUGCUAAAUGUACGUCUCCUUGUAGAGUCUGAGUUUUAAUGCUCUUUAUGCAUGCACCCCAUUAACAAGCUUUGACACUAUUGUUGUCAUUUUUAUUAUUAUUAUUAUGUUGUAGUGAUGGGAGGAAAAAC
Gasterosteus aculeatus aculeatus (three-spined stickleback) is the source of this 2499-nucleotide messenger RNA. The record is from RefSeq and is a predicted model, not a curated record. Lineage: Eukaryota; Metazoa; Chordata; Actinopteri; Perciformes; Gasterosteidae.